AUGGCUUCCACAAGGCAAAGAAUAACCAAUGUCAGAAAUCCGACGUUGGUAGCUCCCCCAACACCUGAGCAAAGGUAUUGGAGAGGAUUUGGACAUACGCAACUAGUCAAAGAACACAGCUCAGUGACUAAUAUCUGCUUUAACCCAAUAAGCCCUCAUGAUUUUGCUGUAACAAGUUCCACACGAGUCCAACUUUUCAGUUCCAAGACAAGGCAAGUCGUGAAAACGUUUUCCAGGUUCAAAGACACCGUUUACAGCGGAGAAUUCAGACAUGACGGUAAACUUUUGGUGGCUGGUGAUGCUUCUGGAUUGGUCCAAAUAUUUCACGCAGAUAAUCCAAGAUCAUUACUUGUAAGUUUCAAACCUAGCAGUUACCCAACACAUGUCACAAAGUUUCAUCCGAACAACAACAGUAACCUAUUGACAGCAUCAGACGACAGAAUAGUGAGGCUCUAUGACAUUACAAAUACAGACAAGGCAUUAGUUCAGUUUUCAGGGCACGACGAUUAUGUUCGUAGUGCCAGUUUUAUUCCAGGAACCAACCUUAUCACCACUGGUAGUUACGAUGGAAUUGUAAGAAUAUGGGAUCCAAGAGAAGAUGGACACAAGCCUAUUACCUCAUUAGAUCAAAAUUUUGCUGUUGAGGACCUUAUGUCUCUCAGUUCUACCAAUCUGAUCUCUUGUGGGGGUCCGAGUGUGAAAGUGUGGGACCUAAGUAGCAACAAGCUUAUUCAGGAAAUGAACAACUUUACAAAGACUGUCACAUGUUUGUACAAUGCAGCUGAACGAGGAAUAUUGGCUGGAUCUAUCGAUGGUCAUGUCAAAGUAUUCGACACGAAUAACCAAGGAAACUACGAAGUCAAGUAUGGUUGGAAAUUCGGUAGCGGUGUCCUUAGUUGUGGUGUUUCUCCUAAUAAUAAACAUUUUGUUGCCGGGUUGAACUCUGGACUGCUGGCUAUCAGAACAAGGAAAACAGAGUCAAAGCCUAAAGCUAUUAAAGCACCAAAAAGUGGUAAUUUUGCGCAGGUAGUUAGAGGAAAUUAUCAUGGCGAGUCAGAGAAUCGUAUUAUUAAUGACAAGCCAAUGAAACAAGCCAAAAGACUGAAGAGUUUUGAAAGAGAUCUCAUUGCUUUCAAAUGGUCGGAUGCUUUGGAUAGUUGUCUAAGUGAGGAGCAAGGAAAAGAAAUGACGGUCUCCUGCUUGGAAGAGUUGAGAAAGAAGGGUAAGGUCAGAGUGGCUUUGACCAAUAGAUCAGAAGCUACUUUAGAACCCUUGCUGUCUUGGUGUUGUAAAUACGUGGAUGAUGUUAAGUUAGUCGGCUUAAUUGCCGACUAUCUGGCAAUUGUCUUGGAAAUGUACCCCCUAAUAUUCUAUGGAAGCCCCAUCCUUGAGGAAACCUUGAGAACUGUUCAAAGAAAAGUUGCUCAAGAAAUAGAGAAAGCCAAAGCAGCACAGGUAAUUGAGGGAAUGCUGAGUUUACUAUCUGUUAAAUAA
Molecule: messenger RNA, 1494 nt
Organism: Komagataella phaffii GS115
Lineage: Eukaryota; Fungi; Ascomycota; Pichiomycetes; Pichiales; Pichiaceae
Product: U3 small nucleolar RNA-associated protein
Exons: 1
Coding region: 1-1494 (497 amino acids)
Biological process (GO): positive regulation of transcription by RNA polymerase I; rRNA processing
Cellular component (GO): nucleolus
Molecular function (GO): protein binding
Source: RefSeq, a predicted model, not a curated record